This is a messenger RNA of Arabidopsis thaliana (thale cress), 198 nucleotides long. RefSeq names its product RNA-binding (RRM/RBD/RNP motif) family protein. The transcript has a single exon. NCBI's taxonomy places the organism in Eukaryota, Viridiplantae, Streptophyta, Magnoliopsida, Brassicales, Brassicaceae. The coding region runs from base 1 to 198 and encodes 65 amino acids. The record is from RefSeq and is marked reviewed.
AUGGAUAUGUUGAAGAAGCGAAAGCUCGAUGAAAAUGGAAUCGCGAUGCUACACGAUGGAGUCAGUGGCUCUGUUUCGUUUCGAUUGGUGCCACAAGACGCGAGGAAGAUUACCGAGCUUUUCUUUGCUGAUCAGCUUCUUGAUAUCUUGCAAGAAGCUAUUGUACGACAUCCAGAUGUUCUUUUUUUUUUUUUUUGA